CCGCCCAUCCCGACGGUAACCCCGCCCCGGAAGAGCUCACCCGCUCGGCCCUCACUUCCGCUGGGCCGGUGGCAGCGGGCGGCGGCGGCAGCAGGACGGGAUCUGCAGUCAAGCGCAGAGUGCUGCUGCGGCGCAGCCUGGGAGCUCCCACUGUUCACUGGAGAGCUGUCGACCUAGGUGGGGAAAAAGGCUCUGAAUAAAUCCCAGGGACGUGCCGCUAGCUGGAGACCACCAUGACGGACUCGAAGUACUUCACCACCACGAAGAAAGGGGAGAUAUUUGAGCUGAAAGCUGAACUGAACAGCGACAAGAAGGAGAAGAAGAAGGAGGCCGUGAAGAAGGUGAUAGCGUCCAUGACUGUCGGCAAAGAUGUCAGCGCUCUCUUCCCGGACGUGGUGAACUGCAUGCAGACAGACAACCUGGAGCUGAAGAAGCUGGUCUACCUCUACCUGAUGAACUAUGCCAAGAGCCAGCCGGACAUGGCCAUCAUGGCAGUCAACACCUUCGUGAAGGACUGUGAGGACCCAAACCCCCUGAUCCGGGCUCUGGCUGUGCGGACCAUGGGCUGCAUCCGCGUGGACAAGAUAACGGAGUAUCUCUGUGAGCCCCUGCGGAAGUGCCUGAAGGACGAGGACCCUUACGUGCGCAAGACGGCAGCUGUCUGCGUGGCAAAGCUCCACGACAUCAAUGCCCAGCUGGUGGAGGACCAGGGCUUUCUGGACACCCUUAAAGACCUCAUCUCAGACUCCAACCCCAUGGUAGUGGCCAAUGCAGUAGCGGCUCUCUCAGAAAUAGCAGAGUCUCACCCGAGCAGUAACCUCUUGGACCUCAACCCUCAGUCCAUCAACAAGCUGCUCACGGCCUUGAACGAGUGCACCGAGUGGGGCCAGAUCUUCAUCCUGGACUGCCUGGCAAACUACAUGCCCAAGGAUGACCGGGAAGCCCAGAGCAUUUGCGAGCGGGUGACGCCCCGGCUGUCCCACGCCAACUCGGCGGUGGUGCUCUCGGCGGUGAAGGUGCUGAUGAAGUUCAUGGAGAUGCUGUCGAAGGACCUCGAUUAUUACGGCACGCUGCUAAAGAAGCUGGCCCCACCGCUGGUCACCCUGCUUUCCGCAGAGCCCGAGCUGCAGUACGUGGCUCUCCGCAACAUCAACCUCAUCGUGCAGAAAAGGCCUGAGAUCCUGAAGCACGAGAUGAAGGUGUUCUUUGUGAAGUACAACGACCCCAUCUACGUCAAACUGGAGAAGCUGGACAUCAUGAUCCGCCUGGCUUCCCAGGCCAACAUUGCUCAGGUGCUGGCAGAGCUGAAGGAGUACGCCACGGAGGUGGACGUGGACUUCGUAAGGAAGGCAGUUCGAGCCAUCGGCCGCUGUGCCAUCAAGGUGGAGCAAUCAGCCGAGCGCUGCGUCAGCACCCUGCUCGACCUCAUCCAGACCAAAGUCAACUACGUGGUGCAGGAGGCCAUUGUCGUCAUCAAGGACAUCUUCCGCAAGUACCCCAACAAGUACGAGAGCGUGAUCGCCACCCUCUGCGAGAACCUUGACUCCCUGGACGAGCCUGAGGCACGAGCUGCUAUGAUUUGGAUUGUGGGAGAGUAUGCCGAGCGGAUCGACAAUGCUGAUGAGCUGCUGGAGAGCUUCUUGGAGGGCUUCCAUGAUGAGAGCACCCAGGUUCAGCUGCAGCUGCUGACGGCCAUUGUGAAGCUGUUUCUGAAGAAGCCCACCGAGACGCAGGAGCUGGUGCAGCAGGUGCUGAGCCUGGCCACGCAGGACUCUGACAACCCCGACCUGCGGGACCGUGGCUACAUCUACUGGCGCCUGCUCUCCACGGACCCUGUGGCCGCCAAGGAGGUGGUGCUGGCGGAGAAACCCCUCAUCUCUGAGGAGACGGAUCUGAUCGAGCCGACCCUCCUGGAUGAGCUGAUCUGCUACAUUGGGACACUGGCCUCCGUCUAUCACAAACCUCCCAGCGCCUUUGUGGAGGGGAGCAGAGGGGUCGUGCACAAGAGCUUGCCCCCACGAACGGGCUCGAGCGAGAGCGCCGAGAGCCCCGACACAGCCCCCUCGGGGGUGCAGGCGGCAGAGCAGCCGGCUGUCAUUCCCACUCAGGGUGACCUACUGGGUGACCUGCUGAACCUAGACCUGGGUCCCCCGGUGAGUGGGCCUCCCAUCGCCACCUCCUCUGUGCAGAUGGGUGCCGUGGACCUCCUCGGAGGCGGCUUGGACAGCCUGAUGGGGGACGAGUCGGAAGGGCUGCGAAGCGAUGUGGGAGGCAGCCCUGCUAUGGGCGGCGGUGGCAGCUUCGCACCAGCGCCCAGCACCGCAGUGCCCGCGAACCUGGGGGCACCCCUCGGCAGUGGCCUGGGAGACCUCUUUGACCUCACCGGUGGAGUGGGGACCCUGUCAGGAUCCUACGUGGCACCCAAAACGGUCUGGCUCCCUGCCAUGAAGGCUAAGGGGCUGGAGAUCUCUGGCACCUUCAGCCGGCAGGUGGGCUCCAUCUCCAUGGACCUCGUGCUAACGAACAAAGCUCUACAGGUCAUGUCCGACUUCGCCAUCCAGUUCAACCGCAACAGCUUCGGCCUGGCCCCCGCAGCUCCUCUCCAGGUCCACGCGCCUCUCGCCCCCAACCAGUCCGUGGAGAUCUCCCUUCCGCUCAACACUGUUGGCUCUGUCAUGAAGAUGGACCCCCUGAACAACCUCCAGGUCGCGGUGAAAAAUAACAUCGACGUCUUCUACUUCAGCACCCUGUACCCGCUGCACAUCCUCUUCGUGGAGGACGGGAAGAUGGAGCGGCAGAUGUUCCUGGCCACUUGGAAGGACAUUCCCAAUGAGAACGAGGCCCAGUUCCAGAUCAAAGACUGUUCUCUCAAUGCAGAUGCCGUUAGCAGCAAGCUCCAAGGCAGCAACAUCUUCACCAUCGCCAAGAGGAACGUGGAGGGCCAAGACAUGCUCUACCAGUCCCUGAAGCUCACCAACGGCAUCUGGGUGCUGGCAGAGCUCAGGAUCCAGCCCAGCAAUCCCAGCUUCACGGAUUUGGAGUUGUCCCUGAAAUGCCGAGCGCCGGAGGUGUCCCAGUACGUCUACCAAGCCUACGAAACCAUCCUGAAGAACUAAGGUGCUGCUGCAGCCCAUCCUCUUCCUCUCCUCCCUUUCCCGCCCGAGGAUGCGGGGCAGGACCCGUGUGCAUGUCUUCUUUCCUUCCUGCCAAGGAACCAGCCCCUGGGAAUCUCCCUCCAGCCCCAGGGCCCUGAAAACGGAGCCGGUGCUCCCAUCUCCGGCAGGGCUGGGGUGAGCAGAGGAGGGCAGGGGCAUCCCGGCCAGUCCUUGCAUUCCUGUAGAAAUCUGUGUGUGAGUGAUGCGGUGUCCUCCUUGCUGAUGUUGCCCCGUCAAGAGCCCUGUUUCACCGUCUGGGUCCCUGUGACUGCUUUUUUUUUUUUUUUUUUUUUUUUUUUACUGAGCCGCCACACAUGGGGGGCUGUUCUCCUCCUCCCCUGCGUGCCCCCAAUCCUGCAAAAAUCCACCUCCCUGCUGGCGCUGGGUCUCGUGGCUGCCCGUGGUGGUGUCUGGAGAAGGGUUCAGCACUCCUCAGCCCUGGGAACAGCACGCUGGGGCUUGCCCUGAGCCUGUUUGGUGCUGGUUGGGGCCCAAAGUGCCGUAGGUUUGGGUGGCUCUUGCUGCAGAUCCCCCUGGAGCCUUGGGCCUCAGUGCUUGGUGUAGCCGGGAGCAGGUUGGAAAUAGCUUUGGCUUCUUCCUUCCCCUGCGGCAGCUCCUGCCUCUCCCCGGUUUUGUCCCCUGGUUCGGUUCAGGAAAGCCAUGGGUGAGCCCCUAGCCCUUUGGAGAGGGUCUCCUCCCCAUGGGAGCUGUUUCCAAAGGUCCCAGAAGGGCCUGAGGAUCUCAAAUUUGAGGCUGUACUUAACAAGUGCAGUAAAAAAGGGCUUUUCUAGCCCCAUCCAGCCCCUGCAGUGGGGCUGGGAGGGCUCUGAGCAUUAACUCACGCUGCCCUUGCCCCCCCGCUCUGCCCCCCGCUCCCCAGCCCCACGGCUCCCUCUGCUCCCCGCUGUCACCCAUGGGUGCCGGAGAGGAUGCGCUGCCUUCCCCUGUGGUGACACUACUCCUUCCCCCCCCUUCCCCCAGAAAUAAAGCCAUGGGUCACCCCUAACUAGAAGUGUUCGGUGCAGGAAAUAUCUAAUAUAUAAAAUAUAAAUAUAUUGUAUGUUCACUUGUUUUAAGCGAACGUUGAAUAAAGGUGACAUCUGCCCACA
This is a messenger RNA of Aquila chrysaetos chrysaetos, 4264 nucleotides long. RefSeq names its product adaptor related protein complex 1 subunit beta 1 (gene AP1B1). Gene Ontology annotation, cellular component: membrane coat; clathrin adaptor complex. Gene Ontology annotation, molecular function: clathrin binding. The coding region runs from base 234 to 3116 and encodes 960 amino acids. The transcript has 25 exons. The record is from RefSeq and is a predicted model, not a curated record. NCBI's taxonomy places the organism in Eukaryota, Metazoa, Chordata, Aves, Accipitriformes, Accipitridae. Gene Ontology annotation, biological process: vesicle-mediated transport; intracellular protein transport.